GAGUUGAACGCGGGGAUGGAGGAUAGUGUCAGCGUCUUUCCUCAGGCGCCUCACAGAAUCCGCAGUCUGCCAGGGCCGGGUGGCGUGGAAGGGGCCGUGGGAGUGACGGCGGCCCCCGGCCCGGUGAGGGUGGGCGGCGCCUCAGCGGGGGAGCGUGGAGGCGGGGAAGGGUGUCCCCCUCCGCGCCGUUAAAAUGAAACUAGUGACGGGAGUCCAGAGCAGAGCGUGAGGGACGCGGGCGCGGGCGGGCGUCUGUGCAGCCGGCGGCAGUCCCCCUGCCGAACGGAGCUCACUGACUGGACUCUCCAACGGGCCCCGAGCCCGAGCCCGAGGCUGCCGCAGCUUUGGGUCCGAGUCCGAACCCGCGGAGCCCGAGGCCGGCCCCUGAGGGGACCACUCUCUGCAGACCAGUGGGGACCCCGAAACUUGAAUGCACUACCCAGCCUCCUUUUUAUGCCUUCCUUUGUCACUUCUUCACCUUGCUCCCAGCAGGUUCUUUUUUUCCCCUUUUCUCUCUUCCUUCUUCAUUCACCGAAGGACACAAAAGUGGCUUCCGCGGGAAGAUUCGGAGGCGCUGGGAGCUCUCCCCUCUGAAGAGAGACCGUGUAGAAGGGAUUUUUUUUGGGAAGCCGCUGCUUAACCACCUUUGCCUCCCGGCCCCCCUCCGCCCAGCCUCCUUGUGCCUCCCCCCGCGGGGAGCAACGCCAGUCGAUUGGAAGUUCGGGGGCCUUUUGCUGGGUUCGGCAGAGGAGAGACGGGGAGGACCUCGUCCUCGUCCCGGUAGUUGCCUUGGACUUAAUACCGGCCAUUGGAAACGCUGAAGUCCAUUUCCGACGCGAUGUACAAUACGGUGUGGAGUAUGGACCGCGAUGACGCAGACUGGAGGGAGGUGAUGAUGCCCUAUUCGACAGAACUGAUAUUUUAUAUUGAAAUGGAUCCUCCAGCUCUUCCACCAAAGCCACCUAAGCCAAUGACUUCAGCUGUUACAAAUGGAAUGAAGGACAAUUCUGUUUCUCUUCAGGAUGCAGAAUGGUACUGGGGGGAUAUUUCAAGGGAGGAGGUAAAUGACAAAUUACGGGACAUGCCAGAUGGUACCUUCUUGGUCAGAGAUGCCUCAACAAAAAUGCAGGGAGAUUAUACUUUGACUUUGCGGAAAGGAGGCAAUAAUAAGUUAAUAAAGAUCUAUCACCGAGAUGGGAAAUAUGGCUUUUCUGAUCCUCUGACAUUUAAUUCUGUGGUGGAGCUCAUUAACCACUAUCAUCAUGAAUCUCUUGCUCAAUACAAUCCCAAACUUGAUGUGAAACUGAUGUACCCAGUGUCCAAAUACCAACAGGAUCAGUUGGUAAAAGAAGAUAACAUUGAUGCAGUCGGUAAAAAACUGCAGGAGUAUCAUUCUCAGUAUCAGGAAAAAAGUAAAGAGUAUGACAGACUAUAUGAAGAAUAUACCAGAACAUCCCAGGAAAUACAGAUGAAGCGGACGGCAAUUGAAGCUUUUAAUGAAACCAUUAAAAUUUUUGAAGAGCAAUGUCACACACAAGAACAGUAUCGCAAAGAAUAUAUUGAGCGAUUUCGCAGAGAGGGGAAUGAAAAGGAAAUUGAACGAAUUAUGAUGAAUUAUGACAAAUUGAAAUCCCGUCUGGGUGAGAUUCAUGAUAGCAAAAUGCGUCUAGAGCAAGAUUUGAAGAAACAAGCUUUGGACAACCGGGAAAUAGAUAAAAAAAUGAAUAGUAUCAAACCUGACCUGAUCCAGCUGCGCAAGAUCCGAGAUCAACAUCUUGUAUGGCUCAAUCACAAAGGAGUGAGACAGAAACGCCUAAAUGCCUGGCUGGGAAUCAAGAAUGAGGAUGCUGAUGAGACCUAUUUUAUCAAUGAGGAAGAUGAAAACCUGCCCCAUUAUGAUGAGAAAACCUGGUUUGUUGAGGAUAUCAAUCGAGUACAAGCAGAGGACUUGCUUUAUGGGAAGCCUGAUGGUGCAUUCUUAAUUCGUGAGAGUAGCAAGAAAGGAUGUUAUGCUUGCUCUGUGGUUGCCGACGGGGAAGUGAAGCACUGUGUCAUCUACAGCACUGCCCGGGGCUACGGCUUCGCAGAGCCCUACAACCUGUACAGCUCGCUGAAGGAGCUGGUGCUCCACUACCAGCAGACAUCCCUCGUCCAGCACAACGACUCCCUCAACGUCAGGCUCGCCUACCCUGUCCACGCACAGAUGCCCUCGUUCUGCAGAUAAAGUGGGAGUGGGAAGAGAGGUGGCUCUCUAGCAUUUUUCCCUACAGUUUUAUUAGACUAUGAGGGCAUUCUUUCUACGUAGACUGCUUGUUUUGCACAAGAAGUGAUUCUGUGAAUGUGAAGCGGAGAGGCCGAGCAGCAGCCGUCAGGAGAGGGUGUGAGGGGCCCACGGGGCUGCGGGACCCAGCUGUGCUGCUGCACUAGCAUAGGAAGCUGGAAGCAGAUGUGGUUUUUUUGGGAAGUCUGUUUCACUGGGGUUUUUAUUUUAUUUUUUAUUUUAGCCAAGCACCCUCAACAGAACCCAUUAGGCUUGAGGUGGUGAGGGGUUGUAUCUGGAAGCUUCUGCAGAGUCCAUGUCCUCUUUGGGUCUUCAACUCUGACAGUGUGGUGGGUGUGGCUGUGCGGGGAGUUCUGUUUGGAUCUGGCAGUCUCUCUGAACUUCCUCCCAGAGAAGGUUGUUUGGUUCUGUGGUAGAAAGGCAUUCGGUGAAAAAGAACCAAAGGAGAAUGGGAGGUUUGGGAUUUCCUCUACAGACUCCCAGUCAAGAGUAAAAACCCUUCAACGGAAGGUCCUGUGCUUCUUAGUUAACAUAACUUAGACAUCAGCGUCUCACAGCUCCUCCCUCUAAGAAAGCAUUGUUUAGAAACCAAAUUGAUCCCAGAAAAACAAUGUUUGUUAUAGGACUAAGAUCUGAUGGAAGAAGGCAGCACUCAUGUCUGAAUGCACACUUCUGUACCGAAACUUGAAA
This is a messenger RNA of Pipistrellus kuhlii (Kuhl's pipistrelle), 2971 nucleotides long. RefSeq names its product phosphoinositide-3-kinase regulatory subunit 3 (gene PIK3R3). Gene Ontology annotation, cellular component: phosphatidylinositol 3-kinase complex. The coding region runs from base 839 to 2224 and encodes 461 amino acids. Gene Ontology annotation, molecular function: 1-phosphatidylinositol-3-kinase regulator activity. The transcript is spliced from 11 exons. NCBI's taxonomy places the organism in Eukaryota, Metazoa, Chordata, Mammalia, Chiroptera, Vespertilionidae. Gene Ontology annotation, biological process: phosphatidylinositol phosphate biosynthetic process; insulin receptor signaling pathway. The record is from RefSeq and is a predicted model, not a curated record.